This is a messenger RNA of Ipomoea nil (Japanese morning glory), 2016 nucleotides long. RefSeq lists its product as uncharacterized. The record is from RefSeq and is a predicted model, not a curated record. The coding region runs from base 1 to 2016 and encodes 671 amino acids. The transcript has 5 exons. NCBI's taxonomy places the organism in Eukaryota, Viridiplantae, Streptophyta, Magnoliopsida, Solanales, Convolvulaceae.
AUGGCGGAUGCAGUGAGAAAUAUUAUCAUAAAGCUGGGAAGGAAAGUUCAUUCACCAGAGACAGCCAUGAAGCAUGUCAAAACUCUUCUCCAACUCGCUAUGAAAAAGACGUUGAAGCUUGACCUUGAUCUUCGCGACGAAAUCGUGGUCAUAGUGUUCUCAGAUUACCCGGAAUUCUAUGCGGAUUGGUCCAACGAAAACACAAUCGUGUGGGCGACCAUUCCUAAGCCUGAAGAUGGUAACCGUGCUGGGGCUUUCCUCCAAUAUUUCGCCCAAAGGGCUCUGGAAUCCGAAGAAAUCUCGCGUCGACGGAUAGCAGCUCAACCUCUCUAUCUUCAAGCUGCACAGAAAGAAGCCACACACCGUAUCGAGAUUCUUCGUAACAGGUCUAAUACUUCUGAAACCCCUAUUGAGAUAUCUCCUGAUAAGCCUGAUGAUUUAAUUUCUGAUGCUAUUGAAUCUGCUCUGCCUGUUGCACAAUCCGAUAAUGAGAAUGUUUUUUUGUCUGAGAAAUCCUCUGUGUCUGAUGAUCCUCCUCGUAUAUCUUCUGAAAAUUUGGAGUCUGCAAAAGUUGUCCCUAAUAGUGAUUCUGAUGAUAAGGUAGACAAUUUGAGUCUAGUUGUGUACUCUGCUGAUAUUGCACGAUCUGCUAUUCCUGUUUUACCCAUCUCUGAUGCUGCUAAGUCACCGGUUGAAGUUGCCAGACUCUCAAGCCCUAGUUCCUCUGAUCAAAUUGAAGGAGUUCUUGUUUAUACUUCAACCUCUAUAGCUGAGAGCCUUGACCACAUCCGUCACUUUGCCUGUUUAUCAUCUGUUUCUGUACCAGAACCUUAUAAAGUCAUUCACCCUAAUGAUCCUCCUGUACAGCUUGACAGUGAUGAUGAGAAGAUACUGGCUGAAGUUUAUGGUCCUCAAGCUCAGUUGUCUGGACCUCUUACAGUUUUCAAAACUCUGCGAUCAUCUGUCAAGAACAAGGCACCUGCUACGGUCUCCACCACCUCUACCAGAAAGAUGAAACCAACUACAAGGUCGAGAGGAAGGAGUGUUACGCCUGAUGUCCAAGCUGCUUCGGACAACCCUGACACAUCGAUUUACAAACCUCAGUUUGUUUCUGCUACAGCUCAAGGAAAAUGGUCUACGAUGGUUCAGCGAUCAGUUGAUGAGAAUCAGUUGAAUUAUGUCUGUGACAUUCUGCCCUUGCUCAGUGAAGUUGGCCUCCUGAAGACUGUCACUUCUAUUUGCCCUUACUCCAAGCUGCUGACCUAUAGGGCUGUCAAAGUGGGCCGAAGCCCACGGAUUUUCAUCAGAGGAAAAUGGUAUGUUUUCGGUCCAGAUGUGAUUAAUGAGUAUUAUGGUCUAAGGGCUGUUGAUGAGGAAGAGAUUACGGAUUGGGAUUUAGUUGCAAGGACCCUUACCGGUGGUCAGACUCCUGUAUGGCCUACAGGUGAUGUUGAUACUCUGUCUAGCUCGAAACUCACCUCCAAAUAUGUUAUUCUGCACCGUAUUGCCUUACACAAUUGGCUACCUUCUGCACACUUCCAUACGGUUGGCAAGCAACUGGCUGCUCUUCUAUUUCGAAUUGGCACAAAAAUGACCAUUGAUCUGGGAAAGUGGAUCUUCUAUCAUUUCCUCACCUUGAUUCAUCCAAGGGAACAGAAGGUAAGACUGCUAUAUCCUAAUCUCAUCUUUGGAGUUCUGACAACGCAGGGCCUGGUCCCGAUGCCAAGCGAGAUUAUCUGUCCAACUCUGCUCUACAGUGUUAAUCCUCGUCUCUUGACUGGCAAGCACAUCCGAGAUGUUACGCCUGUGGCUGUGCCUCCAUCUUCUGAAGCUGACACUCCUGAUGACUCGCCACAUGCGAGGGACAUUCAGCUAUCUCUUCGUUUGAAGGCUCGGGUGUCUGAGCUGGAAACUGUUAAUGGAAUCAUUGCGAAACAACUCACUGCAGCCCGUACUGAACUUGCAACUGUUCUGCUUCGUCUGAGCCUGACUGAGUCUGCUGCUGCGAGAACGUGA